This is a messenger RNA of Budorcas taxicolor (takin), 911 nucleotides long. It is a transcript of the gene BRK1, whose product is annotated as BRICK1 subunit of SCAR/WAVE actin nucleating complex. NCBI's taxonomy places the organism in Eukaryota, Metazoa, Chordata, Mammalia, Artiodactyla, Bovidae. Gene Ontology annotation, molecular function: protein-containing complex binding. Gene Ontology annotation, biological process: actin filament organization; cell motility; regulation of actin polymerization or depolymerization. The transcript has 3 exons. The record is from RefSeq and is a predicted model, not a curated record. Bases 30 to 257 code for a protein of 75 amino acids. Gene Ontology annotation, cellular component: SCAR complex.
GCGCAGUCGCGCCUCCUCAGGCAGCAGCCAUGGCGGGACAAGAGGAUCCGGUGCAGCGGGAGAUUCACCAGGACUGGGCGAACCGGGAGUACAUUGAGGUCAUCACCAGCAGCAUCAAGAAAAUCGCAGACUUUCUCAACUCAUUCGAUAUGUCUUGUCGCUCAAGACUCGCAACACUAAACGAGAAAUUGACAGCUCUUGAACGGAGAAUAGAGUACAUAGAAGCCAGGGUGACAAAAGGUGAAACCCUCACCUAGGACUGUGCCAUGCUGCUGCUGGGAAGUGUGCUCUUACAGCAGGCAGCCUCUCGUGGGAAAGGCCCCAGCAGCCUUCAACUCCUUCCUCUCUCCUUAAAGAACAACAGGGCUUAUUCUUGUUUUUCUUUUUUUCAAAAGUGUGGCCUUUGGGCUCUGCUAUGCACACCCAGAAGUGUGAUGUGGCGUGUGGGGAGGAGUCCGGGGACCUCUUGGAAACAUUGUUAGGCAUUUUACCUCUUCAGGAACGUUCUGUAGAAGUACAUGUCAACACUUUUGAGGCACUGAGAGCCAAAAGCCUGGGACUCUGUCAAGGUCCUCCCCACCUCUCUCUCUCUCUCUCUCUCUCUCUCUCUCUCUCUUUCUUUCUCUCUCUCUCAGUCUUUCCUUAUAGCUCUCAUUGCCUGUGCAUUGAUUCUAUAAACAGUGCUUGUCUUCUUCCCACCUUUGGCUGGGGGUGGGAAGCAGUCCUGGCUGAGAUGCCCUGGUGAGGUGGCUGCCAGAGAAUGUUGUUGCUAACCCACCAGUUUCUUGUCCUUUUGGGGAGGUCAAGGCCAGGCCCCCACUUGGCUUGAAAAGGGACAUUUUCAGAGUUUUCUGUCUGUCACUUGGGGUUUCUUUACCUCUCAUAUUUCCCUAAUAAACUCCUCAACUUUA